Molecule: messenger RNA, 1137 nt
Organism: Batrachochytrium dendrobatidis JAM81
Lineage: Eukaryota; Fungi; Chytridiomycota; Chytridiomycetes; Rhizophydiales
Exons: 2
Coding region: 1-1137 (378 amino acids)
Source: RefSeq, a predicted model, not a curated record
AUGGCUGCAAAGGCCGCCAAUGCUGCUGCUGCUGCCGCCGCUGCUGUCACUAACUCCUCUACACCAGCCAAGAGCGGACGAGGCCCUAAUUUUGCUCGAGAGGAAGACCGGCUACUUGUUUCCUGCUAUAUGACUGCAACUGAAGAGCAUUCAAAAGGAGGUCCGGGUCAGACUAAAGAGGCUCUUGCUAACCGGGUUAUUACAUUCUGGUUAGAAAGAUAUCUUAUUGAGCUUCCGCAAGUCCAACAUGAAACUGCUCAAGCCAGAUCUUCCAAGAGUCUGACGAAUCGAUUUGCAGAUCUCAAACGAGAUAUCAAGUUCUAUGGAGGUUGUGUCGCUUUAUACAAUGAAAACCAAGGUCGAGCAAGUUCGGGUCCGCUUUGUUCUGAUGCUGCCAGCUACAUUGUUGACAAAUAUAUCAACACCACACCUAUUAAGCGAAUUGAUGUUGUGCAUAUUGCUGGCUUGUGGGAUGAGUUUAAGCACUACAGAAUGUUUGAUCCGCCCAUGCCAAUGGUGCAUUCGUCAAAACGAAAGUUUGAUGAGGAGUUGGAAAAUAUGAUGGAUGAUGUGUCUGAUGAUGGCUUGGAUGCUAUUGGAUUGGGUGUGAGUGGAACUGUAUCGCCUGAUGCAAUGUUGCCUGGAGCAACUGCUGCUGCUCUUGCACUGGCUCAUCACGAUCGUCGUUUGGCACAUCUGGCUGCAAGUGCUGGUACUCUUGGCGGAAGUAACGAUAUUCCUGGUGUAGGUGGAUCAGGCAAGCGUGGUCGCCAUAAUAUUGAUGACGAUAUUCUUACCAUGAUUUUAGAUGCACUUACAAAGCGCAACGAGAUUGCUGCCAAGAGACUGGAGCUACAGCAGGCAGGCCAAGCUGAAAAACUCAUGUUUCAGAAACUCAAGCAAUGGAAUUCGAUUGUACGUCAAGGACAAAGGCAUUUGAUUAAGCUCAUGACAAAACGAGAUGCAUCUACAGAUCGUUCCUCGUAUGAUCCACUUAUUCAAUCUGCCACACAGGUGCUUGAAUCUUCAAUUGCCACUUUGCAACGGAUCCAGAUGGCAGGACCUGUAGUUUAUGACGGUGCAUGCAGAAUAGCGUACCUCAUCAAAGCUAUAGGAUGGAACUGUAUCCAUGAGUGA